GGAGGCGUGUCCACACUGGACUGUAAUAACACGUUUGAAGCUGGCAGAAAAACACUGAAGCCACUCUUCUGGCCAACAGAUAAUUUCAACACACUUAUUCAGAGGAUAUACAGUAAAGCCAUGGGUCACAUGUUAAUAGGGCUGUUGGUUUUGUUUUCUCACCAGAGCUCAGCACUCGCCUCCCAAAAUGACUCAGAGCUGCUGCCGCGGACUUUUUCUGGUCACUUUGUGAUGGUCACUGAUGAUCCUGUAGACUACAUUGACCUUUCUGCGUUGGACAGUCUGAUGGACGACACAGGGUCUGGCUCAGGAUCACAGCAGGAGCCGGUGAAAAGACACGGCCACCACGGCCCACACCGUCAACCCCAGAAGCACUAUUUUGUCUCAGAGGAGGCUAAAGGUUUUCUCAAGGGUCGCCUGGCAACAAGCGUUGUCCCGACCAUUUACACCCUUGUCUUCAUCAUCAGCGUGCCCCUCAACCUCAUUACUAUGGUGAUGUUUGUGCAUCAAAUCCGUCCCAGGAAACCAGCAGUGAUCUACAUGCUGAACCUGGCCUGCGCUGACCUGCUGUUUGGCCUGCUCCUUCCCUUCAAGAUUGCCUACCAUUACCAUGGCAACAACUGGAUCUAUGGCUCCUUCAUGUGCAGAGUUGUCACAGCAGCCUUCUACUGCAACAUGUACUGCUCUGUCCUGCUCAUGACGUGCAUCAGCAUCGACCGUUUCCUGGCUGUGGUUUACCCCAUGAACUCGCUGACGUGGCGCAGCCCUCAGACAGCUUCAGCCGUGUGUGCUGCCAUGUGGCUGUUAGCCCUCGGGGGAGUGUCCCCUCUGCUGGUCUCAGGGCAGACCAUCUAUUUGUCAGACCUGGGCAUCACCACCUGCCAUGAUGUGCAGGAUGUGGAAAAACUGCAAGCUUACUAUCUUUACUUCUUCCCCAUCUACUCCUCUGUCUUCUUCUUCAUCCCUCUUGUCUUCACUGUUGUCUGUUAUGUACGUAUUAUCCAGGCUCUGGCAGCAGCCAAUGUGGAGAACCGCUCCAGGAAGACUCGGGCUGUGGUGAUGGCUGUGAUCGUGCUGAUGGUGUUUGUGGUCUGUUUCACUCCCGCCAACAUCAUCCUGAUGGUUCACUAUGUUCAGCUGUCCCACAAGUCCAGUGACAGUUCCUACCAGGCGUACCUGAUCUCCAUGUGUCUAGGCAGCCUCAGCUGCUGUGUGGAUCCAGUCCUCUAUUACUUUGGCUCUUCUCAGUGCCAGAAGCAGGUGGCAGCACUGUUCAGAUGUAGGCAACUGGCACGAGCAGAGAGCAGCUCAGAGACACAAAGUACGAGAACCAGUGGGCGGACAGACAGCAGCAGGUUAUGCAAGAUGGAGAGCGCUCAAACUGGCCUGGGGAGCCAUUACAGCAGGCUGGUGGCUUAAGUGCAUGGACAUAAGGAGACUGGUCAGUCUGAGAGACUGCAAACUUGCACAUACACCCACAGCAUAAGACUCCCAUCUGUAUUUGAAACAUUACUAAGGACAUGGUUGGGUUGGAUCAAAAGAAAUAAUACAAAACUAUAACUGUU
Seriola aureovittata is the source of this 1565-nucleotide messenger RNA. It is a transcript of the gene f2r, whose product is annotated as coagulation factor II (thrombin) receptor. Gene Ontology annotation, cellular component: membrane. Gene Ontology annotation, molecular function: thrombin-activated receptor activity. The coding region runs from base 121 to 1419 and encodes 432 amino acids. The record is from RefSeq and is a predicted model, not a curated record. Lineage: Eukaryota; Metazoa; Chordata; Actinopteri; Carangiformes; Carangidae. Gene Ontology annotation, biological process: thrombin-activated receptor signaling pathway; phospholipase C-activating G protein-coupled receptor signaling pathway; blood coagulation. The transcript has 2 exons.